Molecule: messenger RNA, 1380 nt
Organism: Polyodon spathula (Mississippi paddlefish)
Lineage: Eukaryota; Metazoa; Chordata; Actinopteri; Acipenseriformes; Polyodontidae
Gene: unc93a
Product: unc-93 homolog A
Exons: 8
Coding region: 1-1380 (459 amino acids)
Source: RefSeq, a predicted model, not a curated record
AUGGGUAGCAAUUUGAAAAAUAUCCUAAUCGUUUCCUUUGGAUUUCUGCUAUUAUUUACAGCUUAUGGAGGACUUCAGAGUCUACAGAGCAGCCUGAAUGCAGAUGAAGGCCUAGGAACGGCCUCCUUAAGUGUUCUCUAUGGAGCCAUUAUACUUUCCUCUAUGUUCCUACCACCAAUUCUAAUUAAGAAUCUGGGCUGCAAGUGGACCAUUGUUGUAUCCAUGGGCUGCUAUGUAGCAUAUUCUCUAGGAAACCUUUACCCAUCAUGGGAAACGCUGAUUCCCACGUCUAUAAUUCUGGGGUUAGGAGGGGCUCCCCUUUGGUCAGCAAAAUGCACCUACUUGACCAUCAGUGGAAACAUGCAGGGAAAGAAGGAGAACAAAGAAGGCAGAGACAUAAUCAACCAGUACUUUGGGAUCUUCUUUCUAAUAUUUCAGUCUUCUGCAGUGUGGGGCAAUCUGAUGUCAUCGCUGAUAUUUGAGCUGGCUGAUGACAGAGCUAGCAUCACAGAGGAGCAAUUAAAACACUGUGGAGCAGUCGACUGUCCCGUAACAAAUGCCACUGGAAACAGCACAAUUGACAUUCCCCCAGACUCCUUAAGAUACACUCUUUUGGGUUCUUACAUAGGUGUUGGUGUGUUGUCUGUGAUCCUGGUAGCUGUAUUUCUAGACAACCUGGACAAGGAAGCAGCCCAAGAGUUCAGAGACAACAGGCAGCCAUUUUUCUCAGUUUUCCUAGCUACUUUCAAGCAUCUCCGAGACAAGCGACAGGUCCUGCUUAUCCCCAUGACAAUGUACAGCGGCUUUGAGCAGGGCUUCCUCGCCGGAGACUACAACAAGUCCUAUGUGACCUGUGCUCUUGGAAUACGAUAUGUUGGCUAUUCGAUGAUCUGCUUUGGUGCUACAAACUCCCUUUUUUCAUUUGCCUUUGGAAAGCUGUCACAUUAUACUGGAAGAAUCGCCCUAUUUGCCUUAGGUACAGUCACUAACUUGUCAUGUAUAAUAGGCCUGUUUCUUUGGAAACCUCAUCCUGAUGACUUGGCAGUGUUCUUUGUGUUUUCUGGCCUUUGGGGAAUGGCUGACGCUGUGUGGCAGACACAAACAAAUGCUCUCUAUGGAGUUCUAUUUGAAGAACACAAGGAGGCAGCAUUUGCCAACUAUCGGCUCUGGGAGUCUGUGGGCUUUGUAAUAGCCUUUGGGUACAGCAACUAUUUAUGUGUGGAUGUUAAGCUGUAUGUUGUGCUUGCUGUGUUGGUGGUAGGCAUGGUACUCUAUGGCUGUGUGGAAUACAUUGAAUACAAGAAUCCUACUGCCUGCAUUAAGAACAAGCUAGAGCUAGAGGUAGAAAAGAAAUCAUAUAUUGCCCAGACUAAAUUGUAG